Messenger RNA from Stomoxys calcitrans (stable fly), 1728 nucleotides. RefSeq names its product juvenile hormone esterase. The coding region runs from base 266 to 1612 and encodes 448 amino acids. The transcript is spliced from 4 exons. The record is from RefSeq and is a predicted model, not a curated record. NCBI's taxonomy places the organism in Eukaryota, Metazoa, Arthropoda, Insecta, Diptera, Muscidae.
GUUGUUCAUUGGCCACAUAAAGGCCCAAGAAGUUGAGGAACCAGAUGCUGGAGUUCCAGUGGUGACCACCAGCUUGGGUAAAAUCCAAGGCAAAGCAUUGACCACACUACAUGGCAAGGAAAUCUAUGCAUAUCGUGGCAUACGCUAUGCCAAAGCGCCCGAAGGUUUUCUAAGAUUUAAAGCACCUGUGCCAGUGGAACCUUGGAAUGAUACCCUCAAUGCUUACUCGGAUAGUUUGGUGUGUCCCCAAACAGGAGCUUUACAAAUGGUGAUGAGCGAGGAUUGUUUGAAAUUAAAUGUCUUCACCAAGAAUAUAAGCGCUCGUUUGCCAGUAAUGGUCUACAUACAUGGAGGAGCCAAUGUUUUGGGCAGUGGCCAUAGUUUGUAUGAGGCUGGGCCCCAUUAUCUCCUGGAUCAUGAAGUGGUAAUGGUGGCCUUCAACUAUCGUUUGGGAGCCUUGGGUUUUCUAAGCACUCAGACCGAGGAAUAUCCAGGAAAUUAUGGUUAUUUGGAUCAAGUUUUGGCCUUGCAAUGGGUGCGUGAUCACAUAACCAAUUUUGGAGGUGAUCCUGAAUCGGUGACUAUUUUUGGCAUGAGUGCGGGAUCAAUGGCGAUUUCUUUGCACUUGGCCUCGCCAUUGUCCAAGGGCUUAUUUCAUAAAGCCAUACUAAUGAGUGGUUCGGCCUCCAAUCACUUUCACAUAGACAAUGUCUAUUGGACACGUAAAUUGGCCAAAGAGCUGUCGUGUCCCCAAUACAACCCCGCAGAUAUGGUGGAGUGCUUGCGUGAAAUAAGCUGGAAGACAAUUGUCAACAAAUGUUCCGAAUGGGAGCCCUAUUCGUUUAUAAAUAUGAAAUGGAAUUACGAAGUGGAUGGUAAAUUUUUGCCCAAACAUCCCAGCCAAAUUUUUAAGGGGGGCAUAUACAAUAAAGUGCCCAUGAUAGUGGGUUUUGCCAAAAACGAAUUGGAUUAUUCGGUGUAUCAUCAAGAGAACAACAGCCGUUUAUUACACGAUUUGUCCGUCAGCUUCGAUUUGUAUGCACCCGAAAUAUUUCUCUAUGAACCCGAGCCUGCCGGAGUAGCCUCACACAAAAGCCGUCGCUUGUGGAAUUUUUACAUGGGUCGCCAUAGCAAUGAAAUCAAUGCCACAAACAUAGAGAAUUUUGGUGAGAUUUUCUCUGAUGCCAUAUUGGGACAUGGCAUACAUCGUCUGGUGAAUCUGGUAUACAGGGACACUCCUGUGUACUACUAUCGCAUGGAUUAUGUUGGCCGUAGAAGUCUUUAUUUGGAUAAUAAUGGAACAGCAAGAGGUAUUGGUCAUGCUGAUGAUUUGCAAUAUGUUAUGCCUGGUCUUUGGUAUGGCCCCCAAUUCGCCGAAAAUGAUCCAGAUGUUUUUAUGGUCGAUCGUUUGACUCAGCUUUGGACUACAUUCGCCACAACGGGACAUCCUUCGGCCCAUGAACUCCCUAACUGGCCUGCUCUGAAUGAUACAAAGCUGUCGGUGUUGUACAACGACAAGGAACCUUCAUUUCAAGGCAUGCCUUAUGUCGAACGUUAUGAGCUUUGGGAUGAUAUGUUUCCAAUCGAAAGAAAUUCAUGUGCACAUAAUUAACAACAAUUUAGGGGAUUUUGGGCUUAUAGCUAAGCAUUUAUAAAUUUAGUAAAUGUGUUUGUUAAUGUGUUUUUAUGAUAAAACUUUAGCACAUAACUUUUUCUUCCCACUCUCUC